GGCUCCAAUUAUUUUAUCCCCAAAUCAUCUUCACUUUUCCCACUUUUCCCACUUUUUCUAUUCGAAUCCUCUUUUUAAGAUAUAAAUAAUCAUCGAUUCUUAUCUCCAUCACCAUCUUAUCUGAAUCAAUUUUGUCAAGAUUCUCCAUAAAUAUCGUUAUCUAACCAUAAAUCUCGUUAUCUAACCAUAAUUUUCUCCUUAUGACGGCGAUCAUGGCGGAGGAACUGUCAUCCGAGCAAGAAAAACUCAUCGACAAACUCAACCUCUUCAAAAUCAAAGGCAAGGACAAACGCGGCCGUAAAAUCCUUCGUAUUAUCGGAAAAUACUUUCCAGCCAGGAGUUUGAGUAUUGAUUUGUUGAACAAGUAUCUGGAAAAAAAGGUGUUCCCCAGGCUUGAGGAGAGGCCUUUUGCGAUCGUUUACAUCCACACCGAGGUUCGGAAAAGCGAUAAUUUCCCCGGGUUCUCUGUCCUCCGAUCUGUUUACGAUUCGAUUCCGAUCAACGUCAAACGGAAUCUGGAGGCCGUUUACUUCGUUCAUCCAGAUCUACAAUCGAGACUUUUUCUGGCCACCUUCGGCCGGUUCAUCUUCACCGGAGGGUUAUAUGGGAAGCUAAAGUACGUGAGUCGAUUAGAUUAUCUAUGGGAUCAAAUCAGGAGAAACGCGAUCGAGAUUCCGGAAUUUGUGCGUGAUCACGAUGAAGAUCUUGAGUACCGGCCGAUGAUGGAUUAUGGUUUGGAGAGUGACCAUCCCAGAGUGUAUGGUGCGCCCGCAGUUGAUUCCCCAGUGGCGAUGUACUCAAUGAGGUGUAUCUCGUAGGGAAUAUGGAAAUAUAACAAAACGACGCCGUCCAUGAAAAAUCUAAAGGCACUGAGCGUUUUCCCUUUGUUGAAACCGUAUUUCUUUUAUUUAUGGGUCUUUUAUGUGAAUAUUAGAAUGGCUUGGUGUGUGCUGGGAUGAGUUGUAUACUAUGCAUGAGUGAUUGUACCUCAUCUGGGAUUUACAAUGUGUUUUUUUAACCAUAGAUGUUCGGGUUAGCUCGAUUAAUCCUAGCGGCCUUUGAGGAUCAAGAUGGUCAGGAAAAUCCCUCGGUGGCCUUGUAAUGACUUGAACCG
Molecule: messenger RNA, 1114 nt
Organism: Cynara cardunculus var. scolymus (artichoke)
Lineage: Eukaryota; Viridiplantae; Streptophyta; Magnoliopsida; Asterales; Asteraceae
Product: protein GDAP2 homolog
Exons: 3
Coding region: 201-818 (205 amino acids)
Source: RefSeq, a predicted model, not a curated record